GCCGGAAGGGGACACUGGAGGGCCCAGAGUCUGUUCCAGGAAGGGCAGAGUCCAUUUCUGGCCUGGUUAGGAGCCAGAUCUCACCGACUGUUCCCAGGAGGAGAAGGUCUGGGAGUCAGGGCAGCGUGUGGGGUCUGCUUUCAAUCCCAGCAUCUUCUUCCCAUGCCUUCCAUCAUUCUUUCCUGGCCCCAAACUCAGGACUUCCCAAUGUUUGUUACUACCAGACUCCAUCCAGCUGCCAGCUGGACAGGGCCCCGAGGGUGGCUCCUUGCGAAGACCGGCUCUAAUCCCACUUGGUCUCUGAGCGUGUGGUGCUGGUGCCGGGAGGCGGCAGCAGGAAAGGAUGACUCAGUUCCUCAUCACAGAUAAUGGGCACAGUCACAUCGAUCAUGAGCUUAAUUUGUCCUGGGCACUGGGAAUGUUGAAAAUGCAGUUUUGAAGUAAUAACGAUAACAAUAACACGACAUAACAUUUCGAGUGCCUAUUGUGUGCAGAGCCCUGUGCAGGCUGCUAGCACUGGGAGUCACUUCUGAGCUCUUUACAUAGAUGAGGUCUUUGACUUCUUCCCUCAUCACUGGGCAGUGAGGGCUUUCUUGUGCCCAUUUACAGAUGGGAAAUUUGAGGCCCAGAGAAGUGCAGUGAUUUGCCCACCACCACACAGCUACUGCAGGGCAGAGCUGGGAUUGCUGUCCAAGUUUAUUUGAUGCCAAGACCAUGGACAGAGCCCUUGGCCUUCCACACCCCGGAGCACCCACCCUGAGCGAGGUCCCCUGCCGAAUAUGGAGCACACAGCAGAGGGCAAGGAGCGCCAGGCCCUGUGUUCCAAGGGCUCCUGGCCCAUGUGGGGACCAGGGCAGAACCACACAAUGGUUUGGGCUUGUGUUUUGUAAUUUAGCAGACCCAAAUUUUAGUCCCAGAUCUGCCACUUAUUUGCCACAUGACUUUGGGUGUGUCACCUCUCUGAGCCUCAGUGUUCACCUGUAUGAAAUGGGGUAACAGUGGUGCUUCCAAACCAGGGUUGCUAUGGGCUCAAUGAGUCCAUGCCCAUGAAGGGGAGAUCUGGGCCUGGAACAGAGCAGGCCAGGCUGGUUCCUGACCCCAGGGCAUUCCAUCACCCAAGAUGCUGCCUGUAAAGCUCCGUGUAAGUGACUAGUAAUGAGCUCUGUGGGAAGUGCUCACACUGCUGUCUCCCACCAUCCCCAGAAGGCUCAGAUAAGAAGCCAUUGGAGCUCCAGAGGUAGGGGACGAUUUUCAGCUCAGGAGCUGGGGAUGAGGAGAUCAAGGAAGGCUUUCUGGAGGAGGAGGCAUUGAAGCCAAGCCAUUGCAGUUGACCGGGAAUAUUCACCAACAUCCUCUCUCCAAACAGAAAGCUGGAAAGGAGAUAAAGAUAAGCAGAGAUGGGUGGUAGAGUGAUCCAGGCAGAGUUCUCCAAGGAGAAGUACAUCCUGGACUCAUCGCCUGAGAAAUUGCACAAAGAGUUGGAGGAAGAGCUCAAACUCAGCAGCACGGAUCUCCGCAGCCACGCCUGGUACCAUGGCCGCAUCCCCCGUGAGGUCUCCGAGACCCUGGUGCAGCGCAAUGGUGACUUCCUCAUCCGGGACUCGCUCACCAGCCUGGGCGACUAUGUGCUCACCUGCCGCUGGCGCAACCAGGCCUUGCACUUCAAGAUCAACAAGGUGGUGGUGAAGGCGGGUGAGAGCUACACCCACAUCCAGUACCUGUUCGAGCAGGAGAGCUUCGACCACGUGCCGGCCCUUGUGCGGUAUCACGUGGGCAGCCGCAAGGCUGUGUCAGAGCAGAGUGGAGCCAUCAUCUACUGCCCCGUCAACCGCACCUUCCCGCUGCGCUACCUGGAGGCCUGCUACGGCCUGGGCCAGGGCGGUGGCAAGGCUGCCAGCCCCGCCAGCCCCUCAGGCCCCAAGGGCAGCCACGUGAAGCGGCGCAGCGUCACCAUGACCGACGGGCUCACCGCCGACAAGGUCACCCGCAGUGAUGGCUGCCCCACCAGGUGUCUGCUCCACAGCACAUCACUGCCCCACCCCCGGGAAUCCAUCCGCAACUGUGCACUCAGCAUGGACCAGAUCCCAGACCUGCACUCUCCCGUGUCCCCCAUCUCUGAGAGCCCCAGCUCCCCCGCCUAUAGUACCGUGACCCGUGUCCACACCGCCCCUGCCGCCCCCUCAGCCACAGCGCUGCCUGCCUCCCCUGUCACCCGCCGCUCCAGUGAACCCCAGCUGUGUCCUGGAAGUGCCGGGGAGUCGGACAAGGGCCCUUACUCCAGCCCCCCCCACACCCGCUGCGAGGCCUCCCCAUCACCGUCGCUCAGCAGCUACAGCGACCCGGACUCUGGCCAUUACUGCCAGCUGCAGCCUCCUGUCCGUGGCAGCCGAGAGUGGGCAGCAGCCGAGGCCUCCAGCCGCCAGGCCAGGAGCUAUGGGGAGAGGCUUAAGGAACUGUCAGAAAAUGGGGCCCCCGAAGGGGACUGGAGUAGGACCUUCACAGUCCCCAUCGUGGAAGCCACCUCUUCCUUCAACCCAGCUACCUUCCAGUCACUACUGAUCCCCAAAGAUAACCGGCCACUGGAGAUGGGCCUCCUGCGUAAAGUCAAGGAGCUGCUGGCAGAGGUCGAUGCCCGGACGCUGGCCCAGCAUGUCACCAAGGUUGACUGCCUGGUUGCUAGGAUACUGGGCGUUACCGAGGAGAUGCAGACCCUAAUGGGAGUCCGCUGGGGCAUGGAGCUGCUCACUCUCCCCCAUGGCCGGCAGCUACGACUAGACCUGCUGGAAAGGUUCCACACCAUGUCCAUCAUGCUGGCCGUGGACAUUCUGGGCUGCGCGGGCUCCGCUGAGGAGCGGGCAGCUCUUCUGCACAAGACCAUCCAGCUGGCGGCCGAGCUUCGGGGGACCAUGGGAAACAUGUUCAGCUUCGCUGCAGUCAUGGGCGCCCUAGAUAUGGCCCAGAUUGCCCGGCUGGAGCAGACAUGGGUGACUCUGCGGCAGCGACACACAGAGGGAGCCAUCCUCUACGAGAAGAAGCUCAAGCCAUUUCUCAAGAGCCUCAAUGAAGGCAAAGAAGGCCCGCCGCUGAGCAACACCACAUUUCCUCACGUGCUGCCACUCAUCACUCUGCUGGAGUGUGACUCCGCCCCGGCCGAGGGCCCCGAGCCCUGGGGCAGCACAGAGCACGGCGUGGAGGUGGUGCUGGCCCACCUGGAGGCUGCCCGCACCGUGGCACACCACGGCGGCCUGUAUCACACCAAUGCCGAGGUCAAGCUGCAGGGGUUCCAGGCCCGGCCAGAGCUCCUCGAGGUGUUCAGCACCGAGUUCCAGAUGCGCCUCCUCUGGGGCAGCCAGGGCGCCAGCAGCAGCCAGGCCCGGCGCUAUGAGAAGUUCGACAAGGUCCUCACUGCCCUGUCCCACAAACUGGAGCCUGCCGUCCGCUCUAGCGAGCUGUGACCCCCAUGGACCCUUCCCCUCUGCAGCUGCGGGCAGCAACAGGGACAGAAGGGCACAGACCUUUUCCCAGAGCACCCCAGGGACACUGUGAUCAGCCCGAGAACGUUCUGGGUUCAACUCCAGGAUCUCCCUUGCACCUCCAGGGUCCUACGUGGAGUCUGGGCUCCAUCCCACCUGCUACUCACUCACCAAGUUUUCCUUCAGGAAGAACUGGAACCCCUGUUUCUCCCUCCAGCUUCUGCUUCUCCCCUUCCUGCUGAGGUGCCCUGUAUUUGAGCCACGGGAGGCUUCUCACACCUCCUCACUCUUCUCCAGGCACCUACCCCCGCCCCCUCACUGACACCAAUGCCUCCCUCUGGCUGUAAAUACAUCUGUCUGUUCUGUAAAUAGAUGUACAGAAGCCGUGUUCUUUCUUUCAUAUAAUAAACUUUUAUGACUCUUU
Molecule: messenger RNA, 3897 nt
Organism: Aethalodelphis obliquidens (Pacific white-sided dolphin)
Lineage: Eukaryota; Metazoa; Chordata; Mammalia; Artiodactyla; Delphinidae
Gene: SH2D3C
Product: SH2 domain containing 3C
Exons: 10
Coding region: 1398-3455 (685 amino acids)
Biological process (GO): small GTPase-mediated signal transduction; positive regulation of peptidyl-serine phosphorylation
Molecular function (GO): guanyl-nucleotide exchange factor activity; phosphotyrosine residue binding
Source: RefSeq, a predicted model, not a curated record